GUUGAUGAUCUGAUACUCAUUGCUGAAACAGAAUCUGACAGUGUGAGACAGAAAGUAACUGUUCAUAUAAUUGGUUCAGUGCUUGUUCAGUGCUGCUGCAACACACAGAUGAAGGAACAUUAUUUUGCAGUGGCUAUCAGAGUCUUCUGUUUCUUGGAGAAAAAAAUAAAAAAUCUCAGAGCUUGUGAUCCUGCAGAGGAAACUCCCCUAAAUUGGUCUGUUGAAACAAUAGAGGAAACCUGGGUGCCUAAGGACUUGGUAACUGCAUAUAUAGAAAAGCUCAAUAGUGAUCAGACUGCUCAUGCAGAGGAGUCAGCUAAGUUCCUGUUCUUAUUGAAAAACUUCAUUAAUGGCCUAAAACCUCCUCUGUCCUUUUCGAAAGAGGGAACUUGGUGGAAUCCUGAAUCUCUGAAUCAAGAUAGCCAAGACUACCUGCACAUCCUUUUGGGGCUAUUUGACCUGCUUGUAUGUGGAGCUAGUGAGGGAAGCAAUGCUGUUCAGUACAGAGCAUUGAUGAAUCUCUUACUCAAGGUACAUUUAAAAGAUUCAGAGGUUCUUUUCAAAUUCCUUUCAAUUUUAUGGACUUACAGUUAUAACCUUUCAAAUCAUCUGAACUAUGAAGUCAAUGCAAUGCUACAGACUCAAGCUCUGUAUAUUGGCUAUGCACUGCUUGAAUCACAGACAUACCAAAAAAAGAAACAGCUGCUAUUGCCAUCGUCUCCAGUGGUGAUCUCUUUGCUAAUUAACUUGGGCAGUCCUGUGAGUGAAGUUCGAAGGGCUGCUCUCAACUGCCUCCAUUCCUUGAGAGGGAUAAAGGAGUCUCUAUUGCAUCCUGUUCUUCAGCAUUUGGAGCAAAAGACAGAAGAAAUCGUAUCUGACCCUACAUACAUAACACAGAUGAUGGAAACUCUAUUUGAGGAGCUUGAGACACAACCAAAACAGAAAUCUCAGAAGAAAAAGUUGUUGGAAGCUUUGGAAAGCAUACUUGAUUGUGUACAGAACCCUACUUUCCCAUCAUAUAUUGCAAGAAACUUAAUGAAAAUUCUUCAUGAAGUCCAUGGUGAGAUGAUCCUUUCUCACCUCUUGCCUGCACUAGACCGGUUGCUAGAGAAGGUCUCUAAGAAACCUGAGGCAAUGUUGAAAGAUGAAGUUGUUCUCCUGUAUCUUAUCCUUGGAAAGUUUAACGAAUAUUCAGCAACACUCUUGUGCAAGAAUCAGCAGAGUCUGGAUUUAUUUAUCAAAAGUCUACAUGCUGCCAAGAAAAUCUAUGAAGAAAUUCCACCAUUUCAGAUCACAGCACUUGGGCAGAUUACUAAACCAUUCUUUGCAGCUGUGUCAGAUGGGAUGGUGCAACAGAAACUAUUAAAAGUAUUGUUCGACUUACUGUUAAACUGUAAGGACCCGCUUUGCGCCCAGACAAUUAGCAGUGUGUUUAAAGGGAUUUCAGUGUGUGCUGAGCAGAUUGUCAAAGAACUAGAGCCUCCUGAGAAAACCAAAAGUCUGGGCACUGUUCAGCAAACUAGAAGGCAGAAAAUGCAGCAACAGAGAAAGCCUCAAGAUGCAGAACUGGCACCAGAAACAAGUCCCUUCAGCUGGCAGAGGGUUAUGCUUAUUCUGGAACUCCUGCAGCAUAAGAAGAAACUUAGACGCCCGCAGGCAUUGGUACCUGCGCUUUUUAACCUGCUGAGCCGGUGUCUGGAACCUAUGGCAUCGGAAGAAGAAAAUAUGGAAUAUACAAAGCAGCUAAUCCUCAGCUGCCUGCUAAGCAUCUGUCAGAAAUUGUCUUCAGAUGGUAGCAAGGUUCCAGCAGAUAUCCUUGACAAAGAAAAAUUCAAUGUGGAAUUGAUAGUUCAGUGUAUCAGGAUAUCUAAAAUGCCGCAGACACACCACCAUGCACUGCUUCUCCUUGGUGCUGUUGCUGGCAUGUUUCCUGAUAAGGUUCUCCAUAACAUUAUGCCCAUCUUUACAUUCAUGGGAGCAAAUGUCUUGCGUCUGGAUGAUACUUACACUUUCCAAGUAAUUAAUAAGACAGUGCAGAUGGUUAUUCCUGCUCUUAUACAGGCUGAAGACAGUGACCUGUCAGAGUCUUCGGGAAGCGUGGAAGAGGUGGUGAUAAAGAUCAUUCGUGUGUUUGUGGAUGCCUUGCCCCAUGUGCCGGAGCACCGACGCCUGCCAAUCCUCGCCCAGCUGGUCACUACGGUGGGAGGAGACAAGUUUCUCUGGGUUCUCCUGGUGCUGCUGUUUGAGCAGUACGUCACCAAAACUGUGACUGCGACAUCAAGCACAGACAAGGAUGCUGUUCUGGAAGCAGACACUGAAUUUUGGAUUUCCAUCUGUUGCGAAUUUAAUGUACAUACUCACUUCCAGAGCAUGAUGAAAAUAAUCCAGUACUUGACAGAGCUGCCAGAGAACAAAGAAGAUGAUUCUGGGCCAAAAAAGUCAAGAACAUGCAAUACAAAGCUAAAAAAUCAGGAUGGGCAGCUCUUUAAUGUGGAGUCUCACUCAGACAAACAGCUCCGGCAUUUCAAAUUCUUGUCAGUCUCCUUCAUGUCACAACUUUUAUCCUCUCAGAGUUUUGUGAAAAAGAUAGUUGAAUGUCAAGAAACAGAAGAGCUGCAGAAGUUGGAACAGAGGCUAUUAGAAGAAGUUCUUCGCUAUAUCAACACUGUGGCAUCUUCAGUGGAAUCAAACGUGGACAAGCCAACAGCCAAAUUUUGGAGGGUUCUGCUUAACAAGUCCUAUGAUAUGCUGGAUAAAGUGAAUGCCUUAUUGCCAACAGAAACCUUCAUCCCUGUAAUCAGGGGACUAAUGACGAAUCAGCUCCCAUCUGUGAGACGUAAGGCAAUGGACCUUUUGAACAAUAAGGUGCAGCAGCGCACAAGGUGGCAGAAGAGCCAGAUCCUGCAGCUCUUAGAGCUAGUUCCUGAGCUCAUUGCUAUUGUGCAGUGUAAAAGAAAGGAGGAAGAGGAGGAACAAGCCAUCAACAGGCAGACUGCUUUGUUCAGCCUCAAGCUACUCUGCAAAGGUUUUGGCACAGAAAAUCCAGGGCCAUUUGUACCUGUUCUGAAAACUGCCAUUGAUCUAAUUUCUUCAGAGAAGGAGGAAAAGAAUGUGAUGGGAAGUGCUUUGCUCUGUAUAGCUGAGGUCACCUGUACACUGAAAGCCCAAGCAAUACCUCAGCUUCCAAGGCUGAUGCCGGCACUGUUGAAGACUUUAAAAAGUAAGAAGGAGCUGGUCUCCAAUGAGAUUUACUUGCUGAGUGCUGUCACUGCUCUGCUGAAGGUUGCAGAAACAUUACCACACUUCCUUAGUCCUUACCUUUUGGAUUGCUUGCUGCAGACUGUCCGCUUAGAAAGGAUUGUGGUCGAGUUUGGUCCUUCUUCCCAGAUAAGCUUACGUGUAACAUCAUUGAAAACUAUCCUAGCUACAAGGCUCGCUCCCCGAAUACUCCUGCCUGCAGUUACAAAGUGUUACAGUGAAGUGGCAAAUACCCGGAAGAACUGCUUGGGUCCCCUUAUGAACAUUUUGAAGGAGCACAUUGUUGGUAUGGAGAAGGAGCACCUGAUCUCCCAUCAGUCUGAGCUGACGGCGUUUUUCAUGAAAGCCUUGGACUUCCGAACAGAGCAUGCCCAGGAUGAUUUAGAAGAAGUUGGUAAGACAGAAGCUUACAUUAUCGAUUGUCUGAUAAGUAUGGUUAUGAAACUUUCUGAAGCUUCUUUCAGACCCCUCUUCUUCAAGCUCUUUGACUGGUCCAAAACAGAGUGUACCCUAAAAGACAGACUGCUGACGUUCCACCGAAUAGCAGACUGCAUUGCAGACAAGCUCAAGGGUCUCUUCACCCUGUUUGCUGGUCAUUUAGUGAAGCCAUUUGCUGAGACACUGAACCAGGUCAACAGUUCUAAAACUGAUGAAGCUUUCUUUGACUCUGAGAAUAGCACAGAAAAGAGCUGUCUACUGCUGCAGUUCACCGUGAACUGUCUGCACAAGCUCUUCCUGUUUGACACCCAGAAGUUCCUGAGUAAGGAAAGAGCAGAAACCUUGAUGACGCCUCUGGUCGAUCAGCUAGAAAAUAUGCUUGGAGGAGAUGAGAAGUUCCAGGAAAGACUGACCUACUACAUCCGGCUGAAAACGAGACACGCCUCUCCUAAGGUCCGAUUUGCUGCUUUACUUGCUUUGGUAGAAGUUGCACAAAAACUGAAGGAGAACUACCUGGUCCUGCUACCAGAAUCUAUUCCAUUCUUAGCUGAGCUCAUGGAAGAUGAAUGUGAAGAAGUUGAACAGCAGUGCCAGAAGACAAUUCAGCAAAUAGAAGUCAUUUUGGGAGAACCACUCCAAAGCUACUUCUAA
Leptosomus discolor (cuckoo roller) is the source of this 4347-nucleotide messenger RNA. Lineage: Eukaryota; Metazoa; Chordata; Aves; Leptosomiformes; Leptosomidae. The record is from RefSeq and is a predicted model, not a curated record.